AACUCCGUCGCUCCGAUGAAAUUAUUUUGCAUUUUAAUACUGUCUCCCUCUGCAAGAAACCUCAGUAGUCUAAAAAAGCUUUGCUCCUUCCAGUUGAACCGCAGAUUUGAUCUUCCAGCACAAAAAUGGGUGACAGUCAAUACUCUUUCUCUCUUACUACUUUCAGUCCUUCUGGAAAGCUUGUUCAGAUCGAACAUGCCCUAACAGCAGUUGGAUCGGGUCAAACGUCUUUAGGAAUUAAAGCUGCUAAUGGUGUAGUUAUUGCAACAGAGAAGAAACUACCAUCUAUUUUAGUUGAUGAAUCAUCUGUUCAAAAGAUUCAGAUAUUAACGCCAAACAUUGGUGUUGUUUAUAGUGGAAUGGGUCCUGAUUUUCGUGUUCUGGUUCGAAAAAGCAGGAAGCAGGCGGAGCAAUAUCACCGCUUAUACAAAGAACCAAUCCCUGUCACACAACUUGUAAGGGAGACUGCUGCUGUUAUGCAGGAGUUCACACAGUCUGGUGGUGUUAGGCCUUUCGGAGUAUCAUUGUUAGUUGCAGGUUUUGAUGACAAAGGCCCACAAUUAUAUCAGGUGGAUCCAUCAGGUUCAUAUUUCUCUUGGAAAGCUUCCGCUAUGGGAAAAAAUGUUUCCAAUGCAAAGACGUUUCUUGAGAAGAGGUAUACAGAUGAUAUGGAGCUUGAUGAUGCAGUCCAUACAGCAAUAUUAACACUGAAAGAAGGGUUUGAAGGACAAAUCUCAGGCAAAAACAUUGAGAUUGGCAUAAUUGGUGCUGACAAAAAAUUCAGGGUAUUGACACCAGCUGAAAUUGAUGAUUACUUGGCUGAAGUGGAGUAGCUUGUUUCUCUGUGGCUGCGGCUUGAGAACUUUCAACUUUAAUUUCAUCAAGAUAGAUACGGUUGGACGUUGGUUCUGUAGUGAAACGUUUGAUCAAGUGCCAACAGAGAGAAUUAUUGUGUUACUGGGCAAUUGUAGUAAUUAUUGCCUUUUCAGUUAAUGGGAGUCUACAUGACAGGAAUUGUUCACAUUUAAGUACUAAAUUUCUUCCUUUGAACAAAUGCUGAUAACCUCCUCCCUUGUAUUUUUCAAAUUCUGCACUUGAAUGUUUUAUAACUUAAAAACUCCACGGGGAAAAUCUUGCAUGCUAAAAAA
Molecule: messenger RNA, 1148 nt
Organism: Jatropha curcas
Lineage: Eukaryota; Viridiplantae; Streptophyta; Magnoliopsida; Malpighiales; Euphorbiaceae
Product: proteasome subunit alpha type-2-A
Biological process (GO): ubiquitin-dependent protein catabolic process
Cellular component (GO): proteasome core complex; proteasome core complex, alpha-subunit complex
Source: RefSeq, a predicted model, not a curated record